CCAAAAAAAAAAAAAGUGCGGAAGAAGAUGAUGAACUCUUCUCUUCUAACUCCUUCCUCUUCAUCUUCUUCCCAUAUCCAAACUCCGGCGACGACGACUUUCGACCACGAAGACUUCCUCGAUCAAAUCUUUGCCUCUGCCCCGUGGCCAUCCGUCGUUGACGAAGCUCAUCCUCCUCCUCCUCCCAUCGAUGGCUUUGUCGACUCAAGGCAUCAACAGAUCAUGAUGAUGCCUUUAUCUUCACAUCAUCAAAACGACGUCGUUGAUGGCUCCUCCGUCCAAACUCUUUACAAUGGUUUCUCCGCCCCCGCCGGCUCUCUUCCUUUCCACGUCCCUCAGGGAUCGGGAGGUGGUUUGAUGAACCAACCAGGACAAACGCAAACGCAAACGCAACCGCAAGGGAGUGCGUCUACAGGUACCGGCGGUACGGUGGCGGCUCCGCCGCAGAGUAGGACUAAAGUCAGAGCUAGGAGAGGUCAAGCCACUGAUCCUCACAGUAUCGCCGAACGGUUACGAAGAGAGAGAAUUGCGGAAAGAAUGAAAGCUCUUCAAGAACUUGUUCCUAACGGCAAUAAGACAGACAAGGCAUCGAUGCUCGAUGAGAUUAUAGAUUAUGUCAAGUUUUUACAACUCCAAGUCAAGGUAUUGAGCAUGAGCCGAUUGGGUGGUGCUGCUUCCGUUUCGUCUCAAAUCUCUGAGGCGGGUGGGUCCCACGGGAACGCAUUUUCCGCGGCCGCCGGCGAUAACCAGACGGCCGGAAACUCAAACGACGGUAUAACGAUGACAGAGCAUCAAGUGGCGAAGCUGAUGGAAGAAGACAUGGGCUCGGCGAUGCAAUACCUUCAAGGGAAAGGUCUUUGUCUCAUGCCUAUCUCUUUAGCCACCGCAAUCUCGACUGCCACGUGUCAUUCUCGUAACCUUUUGAACUCUGGGGCUCAUGCUGACGUCGGAGUUCCUUCAUCUCCCAAUCUUUCCGGUAUGACCGUACAGUCAAGUAACAAGGUGAAGUUAAAUGGUAACGGUGUGAGGGAGGGAUCAGCAUCUAUCGCCGUUAAAGAGUCGGUAUCCAUUUCGAAGCCGUGAUAACGGCCGUGUUCUUUUCUUUUUUUUUAUAACAUUUGGGGUUAGGCAAAGAGAUACCAAAAACAAAACAGAAAAAGUGGUGUUAGUGGGAGAUAAAAAUCAAACCAACUUUUGGUCGAAGUCUACUAAGAAUUAAGGUGAAGUUGUUUGAUGUGUUAGCUAAACAACGGCGUAUCUUUCGCCUAUUUUGGGUUCCUUUACCUACUACACUCAAAAGACAUACAUUUCUUUCUCUUAUUUAAAUACGUGUUUACAAU
Molecule: messenger RNA, 1340 nt
Organism: Eutrema salsugineum
Lineage: Eukaryota; Viridiplantae; Streptophyta; Magnoliopsida; Brassicales; Brassicaceae
Product: transcription factor bHLH66
Exons: 6
Coding region: 28-1083 (351 amino acids)
Biological process (GO): regulation of transcription by RNA polymerase II
Cellular component (GO): nucleus
Molecular function (GO): RNA polymerase II cis-regulatory region sequence-specific DNA binding; protein dimerization activity; DNA-binding transcription factor activity, RNA polymerase II-specific
Source: RefSeq, a predicted model, not a curated record